Molecule: messenger RNA, 1201 nt
Organism: Musa acuminata subsp. malaccensis (wild Malaysian banana)
Lineage: Eukaryota; Viridiplantae; Streptophyta; Magnoliopsida; Zingiberales; Musaceae
Product: cyclic dof factor 1-like
Biological process (GO): regulation of DNA-templated transcription
Molecular function (GO): DNA binding; DNA-binding transcription factor activity
Source: RefSeq, a predicted model, not a curated record
AAACUCAUCUGAUGCGUUUGGUGCCACGAGCAGAGGAUCGAAUGCUGGCCUCCCAUGGCCAUAAAGGUAAGUCAUGGCUCGGAAUCCCCAUUGCCAUACCUACGUGGAGCUCCUCCCCUUGUUCCUCCGUUAAACCCAGAGGUAGGUUAGGAAGGAAGUCGCAGAGAGAGGAGGAGGAGGUGGCCGAAGACGACGAGAGUAAGCAGAGCAUUCGAACAGGGCAGAGGGAGAUGUCCGAGCUCGGGGACGCCGCAAUCAAGCUCUUCGGCAAGAUCAUCACUCUGCAGUGCGGCGGAGAUGAGGAGAAGGCACUGCAAUCGAAGGAUUUUCGAGAGGAAGAGAAUGCUCCUGAAUCAUCGGACUCGCAGGAAACUAACGAGCACGAAUCGACGAGGAACUCGACGCCCGAAGAACGACCAAGUGAUGCAGGGGGUUGGAAGGAGAAGGCGGCGAGGAAGCCGGAGAAGAUCCUUCCUUGUCCUCGGUGCAGAAGCUCCGACACCAAGUUCUGCUACUACAACAACUACAACGUCAACCAGCCGCGGCACUUCUGCAGAAACUGCCAAAGGUACUGGACCGCCGGCGGCGCCAUGCGGAACGUCCCCGUCGGAGCCGGCCGACGCAAGAACAGGAACACCUCUCACGAUCGGCACGUCGUGCUCCGCUUUGGCUCCGAGGCCGCCGGAAACAUUGGCGAUGAGCAAUCCAGUAAGGAGUCGGAGGGGACGGCAAGCGUUCCAGUUCCGUUCUACCCCGCUGUAGCUGAAUGGAGUUGCACCGUUCCGCCUGGAGCUUGGAGCACCCCAUGGCUGUCCCCUGUAGAGUCGUCUUCUCCAGAAAGCAGUUCUCCCACCAUACGCAAGCGCUCGAGGAUGGAUGAUCCUGAGGAAGCUGCGAGGAGCUCGGUUCUCAAGGCCUUCCAGCGCAAGGUGGACGUCAAGGAUCAUGGAAUGGAGGCACCAUUGCUGCUGCAUGUCAACCCUGCAGCUCUCUCACGAUCUCUCAGCUUCCAGGAGAGCUCCAAGAGGAGUGCUGCAGUAGGAGAAAGAAGAAGUGGUCUCUACUGAUGUAGGAGGUGGAAUGGUUAGUCUUCACUUGGAUUAUGAGAGGAAGGAAGACAUCAGCCGAAAGGAAAGAGAGUUUUGCUUUGAUUCGUUACUGAUUUCUGCAUCUUAUGAGACAGGGAAUGAGAUCUAUUUCU